AUCAUGAACCUAAUAAAAAUAGUGGUACAAACAACUUUAUCUUAUUUUUGAAAUGAAAUCAUUUAUUCAUAGAAAUAUAUCCGUUUAUAAUUAACACCCGACAACACUGGUGUAUAAAGUUGGUGUACAUUUCGCGUUGUUUGUGAUUGUUUAUUUGGACGUACAGAUUGUUGUGUUUCAUUAAUUUAAAAUUAAUUUUGUUGAUUGUUUAAUAGCAGCUGUUAAUAUUAUUUUAAAUACCACCAAAAUCUGCUAACAGAUUGUUAUUAUGUUUUGAUUAUUUAGCAAACCACGUUUCUAUUCAUAAUGGCGUCGGUUUUAUCCAGUUUGAGACAGUCGCUGCCAUGUAGAGAUAUUCAAAUCGACCAGCUCUAUAAUCUGUUUGCAUAUAAAGAUGAGCCUCAAAUUGAAAGCGUUUACGUUUAUGGAGGAACAAGUAGCGGCAAAUCAAUUGUGGUCACUAGAAUACUCGAAGAACUGCAAAUCAAUCAUGCUUUAGUGAAUCUGAUCGAAUGUUAUUCAUCAAAGAUUUUGUUUGAAACGAUUUUGAAUAGCAUUUCCGGACACCUAUUGGAUCCUAAAAAUCCCGUUCCCUACGCGAAAUGCGACAAAUUUGUGGACUUUCUCAACAAUGUACAGAAAUGUAAUAAAAUGAAGAAUUUGGAUGGGUUUGUCCUGGUAUUGGAUAAUGCCGAGGAACUGAGAAAUAUGGAAUUUAAUUUACUACCGUGCUUUCUGAGAUUAAAAGAACUUACUGGAAUUUCAUUACCGGUUAUAUUUAUUUCGAAAAUUAUUUUCGAAAAGUUUUACACGAAAGCCGGAGCUGUGGAACCGAUAAAAUUAUAUUUUCCCCAAUAUAAUAAAAACGAAUUACUUGAAAUAUUAUCUUUGGACGUAGAACAAGUUAAAAAGAUAGUUUUCAAACAUUUCAACAAGCCAUUAGAGUUUGAUAUAAACUUUUAUAAAAAUUACUUAAACUUAUUUUUAUCGGUUUUCUAUCGAGUUUGUAGAGAUGUUUCAGAACUUCGAUAUAUGUCGAGGAUAAAUUUCAUCAAAUACUGCGAACCAGUGAUUUAUAAUCAACAUUCGCUUCAAGAUUCGAUGGCGUUGUGGCGUAACAUCGCUCCUAUAUUAAAACAAUCCUUAGAAGCACUGUAUUUGAGAGUAGAUACUUUGAAGCCCGCAAAUUCCGUUAAAGAAAAACCGAUGCUAACUUUAGAACUCCCGUUUUAUGCUAAAUAUUUGCUCAUUGCGGCUUACUUGGCUAGUUAUAAUCCCGCAAAAGACGAUAAGAAGCUUUUUAUGAAACACCACGGUAAACAAAAAAAGAAGUUGAAAGACAUUAGAGCUAAAAGUAAAGUUAGUGAAAGAUUGAAUACUCAACUAGGACCGAAACCAUUUGUGUUCGACAGACUGUUAGCCAUUUUUUAUUCCAUAUUGGAAGAAAAAGAUAAUAAAAUGGGUUUUAACAAUAAUUUAUUGGUGCAAAUUUCAAGUUUAAUAGAAUUGAGGUUAUUAUCUUCAGUUUCUGACAGUUGUGUGUUGGAUGGACAGAAAUACAAAUGUAACGUUAAUUACCAAUUUAUCGAAACUGUUUCGAGAUCUGUUGGAUUCGAAAUAAAAAAAUACUUAAGUGAUUUCAGUCAUAUCUAGAGCAUUGUCAUUUUCCAAUUUUGUUGAAAUAAAAAAUAUAAAUUGAUUCUUCAA
Messenger RNA from Diorhabda carinulata, 1707 nucleotides. RefSeq names its product origin recognition complex subunit 5 (gene Orc5). Gene Ontology annotation, molecular function: DNA replication origin binding. Bases 307 to 1653 code for a protein of 448 amino acids. The record is from RefSeq and is a predicted model, not a curated record. The transcript has 2 exons. Gene Ontology annotation, cellular component: nuclear origin of replication recognition complex; nucleus. Lineage: Eukaryota; Metazoa; Arthropoda; Insecta; Coleoptera; Chrysomelidae. Gene Ontology annotation, biological process: DNA replication initiation; DNA replication.